Molecule: messenger RNA, 1054 nt
Organism: Perca fluviatilis (European perch)
Lineage: Eukaryota; Metazoa; Chordata; Actinopteri; Perciformes; Percidae
Gene: zmat2
Product: zinc finger, matrin-type 2
Exons: 6
Coding region: 79-684 (201 amino acids)
Biological process (GO): mRNA splicing, via spliceosome
Cellular component (GO): spliceosomal complex; U4/U6 x U5 tri-snRNP complex
Molecular function (GO): zinc ion binding; nucleic acid binding
Source: RefSeq, a predicted model, not a curated record
UCCAGCAGGCGGCGGUGUUUCGCUUUUUUAAAACACUGCGACAGGCGAGGCCGUGUGUUCUGUUACUCGGUAAACAAGAUGGCGUCCGGCAGUGGGUCCAAUAAGAAUGACUUCCGUCGGAAGUGGGACAAAGACGAGUAUGAAAACCUCGCUCAGAAACGACUGGCUGAAGAGAGAGACAAAGAGAGGAGAGAUGGGAAAACGGCUCCGCCGGUCAAGCGGGACCUCCUGCGCCACAGAGACUAUAAAGUGGAUCUUGAGUCCAAACUGGGGAAGACCAUCGUCAUCACAAAGACCACUCCUCAGGCUGAGAUGGGCGGUUACUACUGUAACGUCUGUGACUGCGUCGUGAAAGACUCCAUCAACUUCCUGGAUCACAUUAAUGGCAAAAAACAUCAGAGGAAUCUGGGCAUGUCUAUGCGAGUCGAGCGCUCGUCUUUGGAUCAGGUGAAGAAACGUUUCGAGGUGAACAAGAAGAAGAUGGAGGAGAAGCAGAAGGAGUACCACUUUGAGGAGCGCAUAAAGGAGCUGCGUGAGGAGGAGGAGAAGGCAAAGGCCUACAAGAAAGAGAAGCAGAAGGAGAGGAAACGGCGGGCAGAGGAGGACGUGGACUUUGAGGAGGACGACGAAAUGGCGGCUGUGAUGGGUUUCUCUGGCUUUGGCUCAGUUAAGAAGACUUACUGACGCGCUGCAGCUCCACAGUUAGGACCACCACCCCCUCUCAGUCAGCUGGACUCUGAGACCAGAACCAGACUCUGAAAACAGCAAGUCCUGCUGCAGGCUCACUGUCCUGGCAUCUUUCAUCGUCCUGGUUCAGACUUUUAAACCUGAAAAUAUUCUUUCUUUUUUACCUACAAACAGGCUCUUAUUUUUGGUCGUUUAUCCAUCACUGUCAGUUCUGACCACAAGCAGCUUUCUGCCGGAGGCGCACAUGAAAAUGAAUGUGAAGAUUCUUUAAAUGUUUGUGAUAAUCUCUGUGUAAGAAAACUUCUGAGCUGAGAAAUGAUGGGCAGUUGGACCAAAAAUAAAACGGCAGUGGUUUCCUUUAAGUUGA